UUUUGAUGUCUUGGACCAUAUUACAUCUGUCUAACUAGAAAGUGCAGCAACUUCAUGGAUUCUACAGAGACUAAAGAGAGGGUGUUUAUCUGCGAGUCACAACAUGGUAAACAAAUCUCCAGCUCUCUAGAGAAGCAUACAUUCCAGGCAAACAACAUGAUUUCCACUUCUGAGGCCCGAACUACUACAGACGGGGUACCACCAAAUGUGUUACCUCAGGGAAUGCUUCCAUCUGUCCCUUCAGAACAAUAUCACUCUCAUGUGACAGCAAAGUACAACAGAGGGAGUAACAAAAGCCAGUCAUCCAAAAACAGCUCUAUCUCCAGAAUGCAGCAGGACAGCAGUGGCCAGCAGACAUUCCUGCACCAGACAGACAGUGGGUAUUUUAAUGGGGAAAGAUACAGCACUAAGGGAAAGGAGAUAGCUACUGCCCAGAUCAUUGGAGGAGAAACGGUACAUGUGUCUGGAAAUGGCUACCACAGACAGAGAGUGCAUCAGGUGGAGAUGAUUAACGAAGGGGACAAGUGCUCCUGUUGUCCCUAUGGUUACCAUGUGGACUUAGAUUUUGUUACGUACUGUGAAAAUUUGGCUGAUGGAUCAUAUCUGACAAAAUUAAAAAGAAUUCAGAGAGAGAAACGCAAGCUAAGGAAGUCCAUGGAGUUCUUCUUACAGCAGCAAGAGAAUGAAGAACAAUCAAGUCCCCCACCAGAUCUUGUACAAAAUAUCAAUGUGCAGGCAACUGCAUUCCUGAAAAGCAUUGAAUACAAGGACUCGGCUACUAACAAAGUGUUAGAUGAAAUAGAUUCCUCAGUAGAUCAAACUUUACAUUCCAUAGAUUCUAUGAUUUAUUCCACAGAAGCACAUUCCCAGUUAAUUAACUGUAACGAUGAAACAAGUUCCUCAACCAAUCAACACUUCAACACGUUCCCAGUGUCCAAUACCUAUAGGGCUCAAAAUGUUGAGGAUGAAAUGACCUUUCAGAAUUACUCCCUGGGAAGGUCAGAUUCUAAAGAGUCCCUGUCUUCCAUUGGUACAAUGGCCAGUGAUACAUACAAUCUGGUGCCUGUUAAAGUUACUGGUUUUGCCCAAAUGAGUGAUGGUAAAAGCUCCUCGGAAAAAAUUUCCACAGUAACUCACAUCACAACAGAGGAGCUAGAGUAUACAAUGGCCACGCAUCUUCCUUCAGAGGAAUCUUCUAUGACAAGUAUCAGUAAGUCCUCCAUUGAAAGCAUCAGAAAAACCAUGGAGAGCAGUCUUCAGAGGAUAAAAGAGUUGGAAGAACAGGUGAAGGCCAUACCAGUGCUGCAAGUCCGUAUAUCUGUGCUGAAGGAAGAAAAGAGGCUUCUUAUGCUUCAACAAAAGGCUAGGAAUCAAAAACUGAAUACAAGAACAAUUGGAGUUGGAGAUAACCAUUUGAUUCCACCACCCAGUCCAAAAUCACCACAACUUAAUGCCUCCAAACCAAAAGUCAAGAGUGUAGGAGUAGGAGAUCAUAGUAUCACUAAAGUUUAUCUACUGCAGCCAGAUCUAUCCCCAUCAUGCACAAUUUCUGAUGAGAGAAUCUUUAGUGAGACAAAUUUUAUAGAACAGGGUCAUUACCAAGGAGUGUUUGCUCCAUUUGCUAAACAGCCAUCUAAACCUUCAACCAGAACAGUGGGCAUUGGUGAUGGCAGUGUGUUUGAAGAUGGUUUAAAAAUCCAUGAAAAAGAAUUGAGAACAGUCAUUAUUGGGAAAGAAAGUGUGGGGAGGAGAAAUGUUGGAGUAGAUUGUCGUGUACCUACUAGAGAUGUUGGUAUGACCUUCUCACUAGAUGAUGAAAAACCAACAACAAGGUCUGUCGGCGUCAAUGUGGACUCGGAAGCAUGGCUAACCUCCAUAAAUAUUAAAGCAGCAGAGGUAAGAAAGGCAAUGCAGGAAGCUCUACAUAGAAGUGUAAGAACAGUUGGAGUAAGUUGUGAUUUAAAAUCAGAAAAAGUAGACACUGGAGUUCAGUACACUUACCAGUAUCUCAGGUCCAUUGGAGUAGGAGACAGUCCUGUAGAAAAACCUCAGAUUCCAACACGCUCCAUUGGAGUUGAUGCCCAAUGUUUGAUGAUGUCCAAGGCAGUGAACACAGAUUAUGGAUGGAAGGUAGAUUCUGGAACUAAUACUGUAAGGUUCUUCACAGAUAAUAAAGCAGUCCAGUAUGAAAAAAAUUACCAAGGAACAAAGAGCACUAUGACUGAAGGUAUGAGAACUUACCAUGAUACCACACAAACUGAGCACCGCAUGUUUCUGGCCCUGGACAUGGUCAGAAACACUGGCAGUAAUACAGAUGAGAAGAAAAAGAAAACUGUAUCCUGUAGUACAGAUAUCUGUGAGCUUACAAACUCAGACUAUGGAUUUUACAUCACCUACCGGGGUCGCAAUGUAAAUUCUUAUGAUGCAGGCUGUAACACUGAGAAAAAGAAGAUGUGCACCAUUGGAGUUGGAGAUGGAAAGGUAGAGUUUGAGGAUGAACCAACGAUGGAAGAGACAACAGAAGAGGUAACUUAUGUUACCCAGACUCUCAUAGAGUCAGUACAAAAGAACUUAGAACAGAGCAAACAAAUCACUCAUACAUAUGACCUUUCAGCAGGAACAGACAAAAGUUCUCUGACAAAGGCAUUGCUGGAGAAAGGGGUGGUAGAACUUCCUCAGUCCUCUGUUAUCAUUCAAGAAAAAACUUCAAAAAGCUCAUCAGAUGUUAAAACUGAGGAAACUCCUCGGUCAUUAGGAUCCAUGUUUGAAGAUGGUGCUAUGAGUUCUGAAAGACAUGAGUCAAGAACAAUACAUUCCAGUGCCAGAUAUGGGACAAUGACUGAUGAUGCACUCUGUAGCUUGGGAAACAGACGUGAUGCUGCCCUUUACUUUAAUGAAGGUAGUUCAGACAUGUCAAGAUUUGAUGUAAGUGAGAGGUUAGUUGAUCAAAGAAGCAGUGGAGAGUCUGCAGAUCAGUCAGGACUAGAGUCUGUUGUGGAAAAAAAAAUUACUAGUAAGGGGGGAAAUACAUAUAUUACAACAAUUACCACAAAGAAAAGUGCAGACGGGCUGGACAAGACUAUGUCGGAGAGGGGAGAGAGUUCUAGGAUGUUUACUGGGAGAACUUCAAAUCAAUCUGACAAUGCCUCUGCUAGCCAGGUGUACACAGUCUCUCAGUCUACUGCUCCUUACAUUGAUGACCAUUCAGAAUCUGUGACUAGCAGUUUUAUCAGGGAGCAGACAAGUAAAAGCCAGAAUGAUGACUCUCAUAUGGCUUCAUCUGAGGAUGUAUCUUCUGGUGUUGAGACCAGUAAUGAGGAUCAGGAGGAGAUUCAUGUUAUAACAGAGACUUACUCUCUGAGGGAUAUUGGGGGACUCAGCUACUAUGAAAAGUACAUCAAGCCUGCUGGUAUGAAAACAGAGACUGAUGCUGCUUGCAGACAAAACAGUUCAGAUCAGAUUUCUUUCGAUAGAACAAACACCAGAUCUCUCAAGUCCUGCAUAAAGAAAAACAAGUCCGAUAAUGGGAUAAAAAGAGGAAUUACUUUUGCUGAAACAGUAACAGGAGGUUACACUUCUAGCAGUAAUGGUGAAGAGAGUUCAGAGAAUGCUUCAGAUUCUGAAUCAACCACGAGUUACGAGGAGGGUUCCUAUGAUGGAAGAGAGGGCAGCAUUGUGUAUCAGUGUAAAGAUGACGUUACAAUAGCAUCUGGGGCUCCUGGUGCAGUGAUGUUUGAUCAGAAUAUAAGGGAAAUCUUUGAAUUAGACCCAGAGAUGAGAGAGUCCUGUCAAAUUCUUGCAAAGUAUUUAGAGGAUUCCACUGAAGUCACAACAAAACAACUGAAUGCCAGUGUUGAAACAAUUAAAAAACAUUGGUUCAAGACAUCCAGUCACAAACUAUCAGAUCCCAAUCAAGUGGAGGAUUUCCUGUCCAGCUUCAAUGAAAUCUCCAAAGCCUGCCUCCAAUAUAUUGUAAAUCUACAGGAUGACAAUGGUAAUACAGCCAUACACUAUGCAGUGUCCCAUAGUAACUAUGACAUAGUGAGUUUACUGCUGGAUACAGGUGCAAUUGAUCUGAGCAAACAGAACAAAGCAGGAUAUACUGCCACCAUGUUGGCUACAUUGGCUUACCCACAGACAGACAGACAACAGGAUGUUAUCCAGAGACUUUUUUCAAUGGGAGAUGUCAAUGCCAAGGCUUCCAAGGAUGGACAGACAGCACUCAUGUUAGCUGUUAGCCAGGGUAGGAAGGAGAUGGUUCAGAUGUUGUUAGAUGUUGGUGCUAAUGUGAACGCCCAAGACAAUGAAGGCUCCACAGCGGUGAUGUGUGCAUGUGAACAUGGUCAUACAGAUAUUGUCAAAAUUCUGCUGGCUCACCCAGAUUGUGAUGCCACUAUAGCUGAUAAUGAAAACUGCACUCCCCUGAAAAUAGCCAUGGAUGCAGGCCAUAAAGAUAUUGGGGUCCUGUUGUAUGCUCAUCUCAAUUUCAAACAAACACAAGUGAAUCUUGGCCUUGUCAGAAAAAAAGUUUCCAGUACUACCUCACCUUUGCCAAGCCCUACAUUCAGAUAGCAGCUCUCCUUGAGAUCAAAGUAUAGCAAAUACAUGGAAAGGAAACAUCUGGUUCAGAAUUAUCCCAUAACUACAACUUCUACAGAAAUUGUAAAGAAUGUCACUAAACCAAGUCGGUCCUACAGCCAUCACUCAGGCCUCUUGUGGAUGAAACAGGCAGUAUGCACCUUGUAAUUACUGUUAUCCUGAUUGCUCCUCUUCCGAGUUCAGUUUUGAGGAGCCAUCAUGUAUCACUGUACACCUAGGAAAUACUCGUAUGUUUACAGGCAUUUUAUCUGGCUCCAGAUCAUGAAAGAUAUUGCAAGAUUAAGUCGGAAUAUGCUUAUUGCAAUGAAAUUAUGUUAUAAUUUAACAAUCUGAUAUAUAUAUAUAUAUAUAUAUGUCAUUGAGUAUUUCAUCUGCAAAUUUAGAAUUACAGUUUACAAUUAAGACAUCCCUUACAGAUGAUUGAAAGUUUGACUUGAGUCUAAGUCUUCUUCAUGAUCUUGGGGCCUGAAAUUUGUUUUUUAUAUUUAUAUGUUUUUGUACACUCAGUUAUAAAGCUUGUAGAUUUUAUGAGGAUGAACUCUUCUGAUGAACCAAGUGUUUCUCAGAUUGAAAAUAUGCAUGUGUUUGUGUAUUUUUUUUAAAAUAUACUCUGUGUAGUUUUUCCAAGUUGCAUUUUGAAGGUACUUCAUGACCCCAUGAAAAGCAAAGUUUAUAUCUUGCAAAAACAAGAUGCUAUUGAAAAAAUUGAUACAUGUAUAUGAUUUAUAAAAGAAAUUAUACAGAUAUUUAAAAAGGAAACAAUUUUAAUUC
Messenger RNA from Saccostrea echinata, 5370 nucleotides. RefSeq lists its product as uncharacterized. Gene Ontology annotation, cellular component: cytoskeleton; cytoplasm. Gene Ontology annotation, biological process: negative regulation of actin filament polymerization. The coding region runs from base 55 to 4572 and encodes 1505 amino acids. Lineage: Eukaryota; Metazoa; Mollusca; Bivalvia; Ostreida; Ostreidae. Gene Ontology annotation, molecular function: protein binding. The record is from RefSeq and is a predicted model, not a curated record. The transcript is spliced from 10 exons.